Messenger RNA from Acomys russatus (golden spiny mouse), 1031 nucleotides. It is a transcript of the gene Bccip, whose product is annotated as BRCA2 and CDKN1A interacting protein. The record is from RefSeq and is a predicted model, not a curated record. Lineage: Eukaryota; Metazoa; Chordata; Mammalia; Rodentia; Muridae. Gene Ontology annotation, cellular component: nucleus. The transcript has 7 exons. Bases 53 to 997 code for a protein of 314 amino acids.
GAGCCCGGAAGGCCAGGGGCGGGACUCGCGCAGGCGCAGUGUGGCCGGCAACAUGGCAUCCAAGGCUAAGAAGCGAGCGGUGGGAAACGGGGUCCAGCGGCCGCUGGGAGCACAGGAGCAGCGCGAGGAGGAGGAAGAGGAUGAGGUCGAGGAUGAGGAAGAAGACGAUGAAGACAGUGACGAAGAAGAGGAUGAAGACGAUGAGAUCGUGGACGAGGAAGUGAAUAUUGAAUUUGAAGCUUAUUCCAUCUCAGAUAACGAUUACGACGGAAUUAAGAAAUUACUGCAGCAGCUUUUCCUAAAAGCUCCUGUGAACACUGCAGAGCUAACGAGUCUCCUGAUUCAGCAGAACCACAUUGGGAGUGUGAUUAAGCAGACGGAUGCUUCAGAAGACAGCGAUGACGAAAUGGAUGAAGAUGAGAUCUUUGGCUUCAUAAGCCUUUUAAACUUAACUGAAAGAAAGGGGACUCAGUGUGCUGAGCAAAUUAAAGAGUUGGUUCUGAGCUGCUGUGAGAAGAGCUGUGAGAAGACCGUGGUUGAGCAGCUGAACAAGCUCUUGAAUGACACCAGCAAGCCUGUGGGCUUUCUGCUAAGUGAACGUUUCAUUAACGUCCCUCCACAGAUCGCUCUGCCGAUGCACCAGCAGCUUCAAAAAGAGCUGACAGAGGCGCAAAGAUCCAACAAGCCAUGUGGGAAGUGCGUCUACUACCUGCUGAUAAGUAAGACAUUCCUCGAAGCAGGAAAAUCCAGUUCCAGAAAGAGGCAGGACGGCCCUCAGCAGGAUGCGCUAAUGUUCGUGAACGCUGAGGAGGAGUUUUUCUAUGAGAAGGCAGUCCUGAAGUUCAGCUACUCGGUGCAGGCGGAGAGCGACACUUGUCUGGGAGGCAGGUGGUCCUUUGAUGAUGUUCCAAUGAAGCCCUUGCGAACUGUGAUGUUAAUCCCGGAUGACAAGAUGAAUGAGAUCAUGGAAAAGCUGAAAGACCAUUUAUCUGUCUAGUCUAUUUCCCCUGGACAGGGGCGGACUUGUUCAU